This is a messenger RNA of Apis florea (little honeybee), 1186 nucleotides long. RefSeq names its product Ras-like protein A (gene Rala). Gene Ontology annotation, biological process: signal transduction. The record is from RefSeq and is a predicted model, not a curated record. Gene Ontology annotation, molecular function: GTPase activity; GTP binding. Gene Ontology annotation, cellular component: membrane. Lineage: Eukaryota; Metazoa; Arthropoda; Insecta; Hymenoptera; Apidae.
CUUACUUUAGGCGCCAAUAUUACAGUUUGGUAAGGUGCCGGUAGAGUGCCCGGUACUCUGGUCAAUUAUCGGUAUUAUCAAUUGCAGUCCAGUAAAGCACAACGACUGUGGUCUUAGAAAAAAAUAGCAAAAAUUGCUUGAUAAACAUCUUUUAAGAAAAUAUUUAAACAAUUCAAGUUUGUCAUCGAUUAAGAAAAAUAUACCAAAAUGUCCAAAAAACCAGGUACUACUCAAGCAAUGCAUAAGGUUAUAAUGGUUGGAAGUGGAGGUGUUGGAAAAUCUGCUCUCACAUUACAAUUUAUGUAUGAUGAGUUUGUGGAAGAUUAUGAACCUACAAAAGCAGAUUCUUAUAGAAAGAAAGUUGUGUUAGAUGCGGAAGAAGUACAAAUAGAUAUAUUAGAUACUGCAGGACAAGAAGAUUAUGCAGCAAUUCGAGAUAAUUAUUUUCGAAGUGGAGAAGGAUUUCUUUGUGUAUUUUCUAUAACAGAGGAUGAUAGUUUUCAAGCUACGCAAGAAUUUAGGGAACAGAUCCUUAGAGUAAAAAAUGAUGAAAACAUUCCAUUUUUACGUGGGAAUAAAAGUGAUUUACAAGAAAAAAGAAAAGUUGGUUUAAAUGAAGCUCAAGCCAGAGCAGAACAAUGGGGUGUACCAUAUGUAGAAACAAGUGCAAAGACAAAAGAAAAUGUUGAUAAGGUAUUUUUUGAUUUAAUGCGUGCAAUAGCUGCACGUAAAGCGCAAGAAAAUCAAGGAGAUGGAAGUGAACGUAAGAAGAAAAGAAAUUGCUGUAUUUUGCUCUAACAAAUGUAAAAGAAGCUUUUAUAAUGGAACGUUCGACUUCUAAUUGAAAAAACCUGAGUAAGAGAAGUGUAUUUGUAUACAUACAUACAUAUAUACAAAUAUAUUAUACAAAUGCAUCAUAUAUAUAUAUAUACACAUACAGAAGAAAGUUUUCUGACACUUUACAGUGAAUUGACACUAAAAAUAAAACAAUUGCAUUAAGAACACAUAAUUUACAUAUUAUUUAAUAAUUAUUAUAUUAAUAAUUGUAAACUUAUACUCUUUUUCAUCAAACUAUUAAUUGUUUAAUUUGUAAUGCACUGGUGCAUAUAAUUAUAAUUCAUACAUACAACCGUUAAUUUAUGUCAUAUUUUUGUAAUCAUUAAGAAAGAGUAAAAGUUUUAAAUAA